AUGGAAAAGAAAAGAAAAAGAACCGAUGAAGAAAUCCGCCGAAAAAUUCAAAAAUUGGAGGCUAAAUUGGCGAAAACGACGAGUGAACAUCAAAAUUCGGAGUCUUCUUUAGAAAACUUUAACAACUCCCCGCCUGAAACACCUUAUACGGAAUUGUUGCCGUAUUAUUGCGAGACCGACCUGGGCACAAAACAACUCAUGGAAUCAUCACAACGGGAGCUCUCACCGUGUCCUACUGCGCAGCCAUGUUCACUACAGCCGCAGUCACCAUCUGGUGAAGCAUUGAAAAAUGCCCCUAAGCCAAGAUUUCAGCGGCCAAACGUACCACCAACAGGCGCGAAUAAGGGUCAUUUAAACUUCGUGCCUCAACAUCGCAAGACAGACACAAAACCUGUGAACAAUCGGCGAGCAACCAACUUCUCACAGAAGCAGCCAUACACCACCAAUGCGCGUCGCCACAACGACCGCGAUCGCCCAUCGACGUCGAGGACAGCACCUCAUCCCCGGAGAUAA
Messenger RNA from Diatraea saccharalis (sugarcane borer), 513 nucleotides. The record is from the annotation of a GenBank genome assembly. Lineage: Eukaryota; Metazoa; Arthropoda; Insecta; Lepidoptera; Crambidae.